Molecule: messenger RNA, 2997 nt
Organism: Cokeromyces recurvatus
Lineage: Eukaryota; Fungi; Mucoromycota; Mucoromycetes; Mucorales; Mucoraceae
Product: kinase-like domain-containing protein
Exons: 4
Coding region: 151-2901 (916 amino acids)
Biological process (GO): microtubule cytoskeleton organization; intracellular signal transduction; protein phosphorylation
Cellular component (GO): cytoplasm
Molecular function (GO): ATP binding; protein serine/threonine kinase activity; tau-protein kinase activity
Source: RefSeq, a predicted model, not a curated record
UUUUUUUUUAACAAAAUGGUGUAACAAAAAACAAAGUUUCUCUAAGAAGGAAUUCAACAUAUUUUUAUUAUUAUUAUUUCCUUUUCUUUUUUUAUCCUUUCUUUUCUUUUCUUUUUCUUUUCUUACUUAAUUUCUUUUUUUUUAUAAUUUAUGACAGUAAGCGAAGAGAAACCAGUUAAUAAUAGUGCUCGACGACGUUCAAGUGUUGUUUCAACGAAAGCAACUAAAGAUGGAUUAACUCGUAAACAUUCUGAACGUCAUCAAGUGAUGCAGAUUCAAAAUUAUAUUAUUUAUCGAAAAACCAUUGGAGCAGGUUCAAUGGGGAAAGUGAAGUUAGCUGAAUGUCUUGAUGAUAUUCAUAAACAAAAAUAUGCAGUUAAAAUCAUGCCUAAAAUGGACCCUAACUUGAUAAAAUUAAACUCAAAUAAACCAAGGGAUCCAAAGGAUACACCUGAAGAAAGAGAACAGAGAACAAUUCGAGAAAUGGCUAUUAUGCGUUUAUUACGACAUCCAAACAUUUGUCAAUUAAAAGAAUAUAUCUCUGAGGGAGAUAAAUAUUACAUGUUUUUAGAAUAUGUCGACGGUGGUCAAUUAUUAGAUUAUAUCAUCAAAAAUGGGAAGCUACGUGAAAAACUAGCAAGAAAAUUUUCACGACAAAUUAUUAGUGCAAUAGAUUAUUGUCAUAGAAAUUCAAUUGUUCAUCGAGAUUUGAAAAUUGAAAAUAUCCUUAUUACUCGUACUGAACAAUUAAAGAUUAUUGAUUUUGGUUUAUCCAAUCUCUAUUCACCUACUCAACAAUUGGAUACGUUUUGUGGCUCACUUUAUUUUGCUGCACCAGAGUUGUUAAACGCUCGACAGUAUACUGGACCUGAAGUAGAUGUUUGGAGUUUUGGCGUUGUCUUGUAUGUCUUGGUGUGUGGGAAGGUUCCGUUUGAUGAUAGUAAUCUACCAGCAUUACAUGAAAAGAUUAAAACUGGAGUGAUAGAGGAGUAUCCUGAACAUUUAGGGAAAGAGUGUGUAGAUUUAUUAUCUAGAAUCUUUGUUGUGGAUCCUGGUCGACGUAUUACGUUAACAGGUAUUAAAGCGCAUCCUUGGAUGAAUAAAGGUUAUGAAGAACCUAUUCGAAAUUAUCUACCACGCAGAGAACCUCUUGAAAGGAUCGAUAUGGAGAUUAUUCAAGGGAUGGAUGGGUUUGGAUUAGGUAAUCCGUCAGAGAUAAAGGAAAAAUUAACAAAGAUCAUCUCUUUCCCUGCUUAUCAAGAGGCUGCAUUAAAAAUUGUUGAAAAUUAUCAAAUCUCUACAGCCCUUGACGAUCAACUAACAAAUAAAUCUCGGUGGCGACGUAGUCUGUCAUCUACUGUACGUAAAAAGAAAUUAGACCUAUCGGAUGAUUUUCAAUCAUUACCUGCCAUGUACGAUCCUCUCAUUUCAAUCUAUUAUCUCGUAAAGGAAAGAAAGGAGACAGAAGAAAGGAAAAAACAAUUAUUAAGUGCACCCUCUGCUCCUAAAAAUGCUCUGAGUAGAUCCACUAGUACAUUUGUGACAGGCAGAAAAUCAAAUCAUUCAAGUUCCUUACUACAAGACUUUAGUCAUGUCAAUAACAAAAUGACUUUAACACGAAGAAGAACAUAUGAUGCAUCUAAAAAAUUACCUGCUUUACCUCCUUUCACCGAUCAUUCAUCUAACUCUAGUCACUUGAAAACUAAACAAUCUUCUUCUUCUUCAACAACAACAACAACAGCAACUACUACAGCCGCCGCUGCUGCUGCUGCUGCCACGCUUCUUUUACGAAAGAAAAGUUUACAAGCUGUCAAGAAGCUUGGCAUCAUUCGAUCACCCACUAUUAAAAAUAUAAAUCACGAAAAUUCAUUUACAAAUGAUGAGGAUACUACUACAAAGCAAUCCAUGGGAGAAAAUAAAGCAAAGAAACCAUCUUCGAGUAGUAUCCCAUUUACUACUUCAUCAUCUACUACUACUGCUACUACGACAUCAUCAACAACGAAUGAAAGCCAACUACUAAAGACUAGAAUCGAAUAUAAUCAUAACCUAGUUCCCUCAACUAAUUUAAUAGUAGCAGCCAGAAAAAAGGCUCGCUGGUUAAAGUUGGACUUUAAACAGAAUACGACUCUAUCAACUCAAGAACAUCAAUCGACGAUACAUGUAGACCAUCCUAAAAGACCUUCAUGGAAAAGAUUAUCUAUGCAUCGUAAAAACUCCACUCAACUUUCAUUGGACCCCAUCUCUCAUGAAGAUUUUCCUAAUUCCUACUUGAGUCCUACAUCCCCUACUCAUCAUCAUCAUCAUCCUAUUCAUCCUAUUGAAGGUGAAUCUACUUCUAGACCUAUCGUAAUGACAACUAGUAUAUCAGAAUUUGCUCCACAUAAACUUAAAAAAUCAAAUUCACCAUCAUCAUCAUCAUCAUUAUCAUCAUCAUCGUCUUCUUCUUCAUUAUCCAUGGUAACAACAAAAACUUCACUUAAGAGUAUCUUUCAAUUUAAUAAUCGAAAUCACUUAUUUCGUAUGUCACGGAAAGAACUCAUGGAAAACUUGGAACAUGUACUAUAUCAAUUAGGGAUCGAGAUCCUUUCCACUGAGGGAUAUCAAGUGAAUUGUAGUUGUAAACGGUACGUCAUAGAUCAUUAUAUUCCAAAGGAAGAUAAAGAACACAAGACAUUCAACUAUGACCAUCAAAACAUCUUGUUUUUUAUUUUGAUCUAUGAAGCAAGAUGGGCAAGAGGAAAGAUUGGUAUUAAAAUCAAGGAACAUAUACAUCAUAAUGGUCUCACUCGUCAUCCAAAUAUAUACAGUAAACAAGUAUUUCAAAACUUGUAUCAUGAUAUAUUAGAUCAGAUCGAGGCCAAAUCAAAAAAAGAAAAAUCAAAAAAAGAAAAAAAAAAGUAGAAACUAGUUUAUAGAUUAGAUUAGAUUAGAUUAGAUUUAGAUAGAUAUUAAAAAAAAAAAGAUAAAAAGAGUGGGAUUGGAGAGAAGAGAGAAAUC